This is a messenger RNA of Radiomyces spectabilis, 2433 nucleotides long. RefSeq names its product Urb2/Npa2 family-domain-containing protein. Gene Ontology annotation, cellular component: nucleolus. The transcript has 9 exons. Bases 1 to 2433 code for a protein of 810 amino acids. Lineage: Eukaryota; Fungi; Mucoromycota; Mucoromycetes; Mucorales; Radiomycetaceae. Gene Ontology annotation, biological process: ribosome biogenesis. The record is from RefSeq and is a predicted model, not a curated record.
AUGUCUAGUCGAUUUAUCGAUUCUUCACGCGCGGAAAAAUUGGCGACGGUGCUCUUUCUUUCCACAAGCGAAAGUCCAUCGUCGGUUAUCAAUGGCGUGAACACAGUAUCGCUUCAGUCACUCAGCAAAACAUUGCUUCGUUCCGCCAAUUUCUAUGAAGCGCGCUGCUUCAAAGAAUGCGCUGUCAGUAUUAUUGUUCAAGCAAUUGCCGAUCACUUUCGUACAUUAUCAUCAAAAGAAACACACAGCACAGUGCUGAUCAGUUUUAUCUCGCACAUUUCAUCGUCCAAGCCUGUGGUGUUAUCGUCCGACAUCAUGGCCGAGAUCGAAAGUGUCAUGGAUGAAACAUUUACGCAAAUGAAUGAAGAUAUCAAGCAGGAGGAGACCACAAAGUUGGACAAAGUAGCGACCUUAAUCAACUUGCUCCUGUUGAUGCCCAUGGACUACUACAGUCGCCAAGAACGUCAAAACAUUUUAGUCCUGGUUUGCUUGGUGGAUGUGUGGACCUUUUCUCUUGGCGGGGCGGAUUUAAACUGCAAAUUGAAGACAUCGUCCAUUUGCCGAGCACUGAAUGCACGUAUUACUCAGUUUACUCACACACUUGGCUUUUUGAAUCAACGUCCGAAAUUCGUCAACUGGUUUGUGCGAUCCUACGAUUGCCUACAGCGAUCUCUCAAUCAGGAACUGGAUUCGGAACUUUUGCAUUCGUGGAAAUCAGUCAGUAAAAAUUUGGAUCAGCAGAACCUAAGCAUCCUGUGCACAAUGGCGAGUGCAAAAGUAAAAGACGAAAACCAUAUUGUCUUAUUCAAGGAUACCCUCAAUCAACGCAUGCAAUCGCUUCGCGAUAGCAAGGUGGUCUUUGAGAUGAUCAACUUUGAUUCCAUCUUAAACGCACUGGAAGUGUUAAAUAACAAUCUCAAAACGAUUGAUUUGACUCAUGCCAUCUAUGCAUCUGAUUUCAUGAGCUAUAUAGCUGGCUACGUGAAUGAAUCGUUGCAAGAAUUCACAUCCGUGAUAGUGAUGCUGGCGCAAAAGGUCACGGAAAGCGGCGAGGGCGCACAAAAUGAGGACGUCAUGCGCUGUGCCUUGAAUGUUGCUCUGUUUAGACCAGUUUUGGAAGCUACCCGAUGGCUGCAGGAAUAUGCGCAGAUUCUUAUACCUCAUGGUGACCAAGUUGUACAAGCAAAAGAACUGUCCGACAGCUUGAUCGCAGUAGCGUCGCCUUUUAUGCAAUUUUUGCAGGCCUAUCUGGCUCGCAUAUCUGACGAUGUACUGUUCACCAACGCACUGGCCGAGUCUACCAUUGCUUUUGUGGGAGCUUUAUGUGUCACCUUGUCGCGAUAUCAAGAAAUUGAUGCAACCAAACGAAUUCUGGCUACUAUCUGGUUUGUCUAUGGUCUCAUUGCGGAAUCAGGAAAUCGUGUUGCGGUGCAAGCUCUUGAUGAUACAUUCACCUCAUGGUUUGAAUCGUUGCCGAAACAUCAAUUCGAAGUUCUGGUACAGAGCUUCCUUGAGCAAAUUGAAGAAGAGACUGAACGUCGACUGGAUGUUGAACGGGAAGGUCAUCGUAAGAUUUGCAUAUCACUAUUGGUAUCCCUGAUCAAAAAGAGCACAUCAAGCCAAAAGUUCCAGUUGCGCAAAUUAACAAGUCGAAUCGGUUUAUCUUUGAUGAAACUGGCGGAAACCACAACCUCUCUUGAUCUUUUCUGUCGAAUCAUGGACUUGUUAAACUGCAUGGCGAGUGAUCCGUCCCUCGAAUUUUCACGCUAUGAUUUAUCGUUGGUGCUUGCUUGUCUUGUGCAGAUUGGCAGCGAAUCGGCUUUGGACCGUUUCCGAUCGCAGAUGACUCGUACUAUAGCGCAUGAGUUAUUCAACAAGGUGUGCUCCAGUCUGAUGAGUCUUGCUGUCUUUCACCGCGAUCAGCUUAUCAACAACAUGACACCGUACAUGGCACUUUUACAAUCUUUACUCCAUUGUUUCAAAUCCACACAUAUGGCGCUUGUCAGCAAUAAGUCCAAGAAGAAGUCUGGUGAUACUCAAGAAUCCAUGCGUCACGCACGAGUCAUUCCACUUCUUUUCGAAUACGCGCCUCUGGAUGAAUCAUCGGCACACAUCUAUUCACGUACGCUCAAGACAAUACCACGUAAAUCCGAUAAAACGACCAAGAGCAAUACGCAGACAAUCUAUCGGUCUUUAUCCAAACACAUGCCAUACCUGCUUCUGGAAUAUUUCACAAUUCAGACCAAUGUGACCAUGAGUAUCAGUCGUCCUGAAAUCAAAGCCGCGCUGGUUUCCGGAUUGUAUGAUAUUAUGGAUAUGUGCAACGAAAAUGACCGCACGUUGAUCAUGACGUGCUUGAACGCACCUGGCAAGACACUUUUCAAAACAUUCUACACCAACUGGAAGGAAGACCACAAAUACACUGGACAAUAA